Molecule: messenger RNA, 4828 nt
Organism: Pungitius pungitius (ninespine stickleback)
Lineage: Eukaryota; Metazoa; Chordata; Actinopteri; Perciformes; Gasterosteidae
Gene: chst11
Product: carbohydrate (chondroitin 4) sulfotransferase 11
Exons: 4
Coding region: 92-1150 (352 amino acids)
Biological process (GO): carbohydrate biosynthetic process; proteoglycan biosynthetic process
Cellular component (GO): membrane
Molecular function (GO): sulfotransferase activity
Source: RefSeq, a predicted model, not a curated record
AAUCCUCAUCAGUACCACCAGCCAGAGAGCCCCGGAGCCUCCGACAGACCCGGCCCUUCAGCCCCCCGCACAAAGCGAGCUGCGCCCCGCCAUGAAACAGACUCUGAGCGAACUGCUGAGGAUGAGCCGGAUAUGCCGGAUGCUAUUCGCCACUUGUUUGGGAUCCUUUAUUCUGGUCAUCUUUUAUUUCCAAAGUAUGUUCCAACCAGUCAUGCGGAGGAACCCCUUUGUGGUGGACGGCUGCUGUAGGAAAGGGUCCCGAAACGCCCUGCAGGAGCUCUACAACCCAACACAGCCGGAGCUGUCUGGAGCAGCCGUGCUCCACCAGGCCCGGCGGGAUCAGGUGGUUGAUGCCUGUCGAGUCUACAGUGCGUCCAGCCGGAAGCGCAGAGUCCUGACACCCGGAGACCUCAAACACCUCGUGGUGGACGAAGACCACGAGCUCAUCUACUGCUACGUCCCCAAGGUGGCCUGUACCAACUGGAAACGCGUCAUGAUGGUGCUCACAGGCCGGGGCAAAUACAGUGACCCGAUGGAUAUCCCUUCCAAUGAAGCCCACAUCCCGUCCAACCUGAAGACCCUGAACCAGUACAGUAUUGCUGAGAUCAACCACCGCCUCAAGAACUACCUCAAAUUCCUCUUUGUUCGCGAGCCCUUCGAGAGGCUGGUCUCAGCGUACCGCAACAAGUUCACCCUCAAGUACAACUCGUCCUUCCACAAGCGCUUCGGCACCCGCAUCAUCCGCCGCUACCGCAAGAAUGCCACGCAGGACGCCUUGUUCCACGGAGCCGACGUCAAAUUUAAGGAAUUCACAGAGUACCUGGUGGACCCGGCGACGCAGCGCGACGGCCCGCUCAAUGAGCACUGGCAGACCGUGUACCAGCUCUGUCACCCUUGUCACAUCCACUACGACCUGGUGGGCAAGUACGAGACUCUGGAAGAGGACGCUAACUACGUGUUGCGGCUGGUGGGAGUUGGCGACUCCUUGCGCUUCCCGAGCUAUGCCAAGUCCACCCGCACCACGGAUGCCAUGACGGCCCAGUUCUUCAGCAAUAUCAGCACCCAGCAGCAGAUCCAGCUCUACCAGCUUUACAAGUUGGACUUCCUGAUGUUCAACUACACCACACCCAGCUACCUCCGGCUGGACUGAUGAAGGACACAGCUAGAACUGGAGGGAUUUCUUUGGAGGCAGACUUGAUUUUUUUUUUUAAACUAUCGUCGUAACUUGCAGACACGGGGUCUGAAUUAGACAUAUAAAUAGGUGCUGAGAGAGAGGAAGGUAAUGCGUGCUUGUCUGGGGAUAAGAGGGGAGGGGGGGGGGGGGGGUCUCAUCAACUCAGCGUGCAACACAAAGCGCUGGUUGGAUGUGGGCAAAAUGAACCAAAUGCAUGCAAAAAAACUAAAAAGUGUGGGUGAAGCAGGUCUUCAAGGUGUUUUAAAAUAUGGGAACUUAUCCCCAGAGGACGGCGCUGAAGAGGGCUUCUCCUGAUGAUGCCCCCGACUUGUUUCAACAAACCGCUGACAAAUUAGACUGCUUCAGAUUCUACAACGCGAACAGCGGCUUCGCACGCGCCCUGACCCCAACGCAUCGUGGGAGCUAAGCUAAUCUCCACCUCUCAUCCUGACCCGUAGAUAAACUUCGUCAAAUUGUAAAACACCGUUCAUUUUUCUCGCCACUCUGUCAGCGCGGUGCGUUAGCGCCCGGAUCGCCACAAAGGCCACCGUUUAAAGGAUGUUUUCUGUCUUUACUCUCGAGACCUCAACUGUUGUAAUCCUUCGCAAGUCCUCUCAUGUUACACCUUGAGUCCCCCGAAGAAGAAGAAGAAGGAGUCUCCUGCUGUGACAGUGAAGUGUGGAGGUGCUUAAUAAAUCAUUGCCUGUGACACCGAGCAUCCUUAACACUUUGAGCUACUGGAAGUCUGGGAGUGACAAGUCGAGAUAAGAUAAGAGACAGCCUGUGUGGUUGUGGAAGGGUUAAAGGCAUGGGAUCUCAUUGCCCCACACUGCUGUGCCCCACCCAGGACCUCAGUGGACACACCCACAGAAGCCCCUCCUCAGACGACCAAACAUGUCUUUCAGUAAAUUAAGAUCCUUUUUUUUCUAUGCUUAUUUUUGGUUUGGAUUGUUUUAUUAAUCAUUGCUGCGAGCAGCAAUAACAAAACAUUAUUUAAUUAGCUUUGUUGGUUAAAGAGAGAAAUAUUUUUGUGUUGAUGAACAUUUUAGGAUAUGAUUUAAAGUUGAGCUGAUGUCAGUGUUUUUCAUGUUGCUUUCUUUCUUCACAACUCUGAUACGCAGUUUCUUCUCUUCUGAUGGUGGCGUGGUGCGUUUUCUGACCGCAGCUUUGUCCUUCUGUGUCUGACAUCACCAGAGAUUUACGAGUUUCUCUUCUCCAUUUUCUGCCCUCAAAGAUUUGGGGCCAUAAUGGUCCUUAGAGAUCCGCUCGUAUUUAGUGCACCUCAUUGCUGUAAAGGUAAUGGUGAGACCCCCAGCUCUCCCACCCAAACAUGAGCACUAGAUGCUGCUCUCUGUGUACAUAUCAACCAAAUCGAAUGCCCGCAUCACAGUCAUAAGCCGUAUCCCGUACUGUAAUGGGAUUAAUGUUAGCGAUGCAGAGUCAUGUCAAGGUUAAUAACCGCACUCUCCAUUACGCUGUGAAUUGCAUUACAGGCUGUAGGUAUUAUACGGGAGGGAGAGAGGGAGGGAGGGAGAGAGAGGGGCGGAGUCAUUUAGUUUUUUUUACCUCUUUGUAAAUUCUAAACCACUCCAGCUUCAAAGUCAAAGAGAGGGGUUGUUUUUUUGGAAAGCUCUUUGUUGCAAUUGACUGAGCCAGGAAUAAUAUUUUCUUAUGCAGUCUGGUAGACUGAGUUUAAUAAAGUUUUACCCAUUAUUCCUGUAUUAAUAACAUUUCACUUGCCAGAGUCAAUGUAGAGAGGUUACUCAUGCUGUGAUACUGAUAGACAAGGCUGGAUUAGCAAACGGUGAAGCCGAUUUGUGUCACUAUGACACGGACAAAAGCACAAUAUCAACUCACUCACGAUUCGGGCCUUCCAGCGGGUCCUUCUUAACUCCAACCAGGAGGCCCUGUCUAGUGGGUUCCUGUCAGAAUGUAGUCUUAAAACCUGCAUUUUUGCACUUAACUGGCAAACAAACGCUGGUAAUUGCCAUGUUUGCUAGAUCUUUUUGGGUCCAGCCUAGUCCAAGGGUCACUGUAUGGGAACACAGAAAAUAUGCACGACUAAAGCACAGGCCCAAUAUCACAAAGUCGUCUCAGAGUGCUUUGAAAUAAGCAUAACAUGCACUACGACACUGUAGACCCCUUUAUUCAGACAAUGAAAACCAACCAGGACGGACAGACAUACAGUAUGUGCUAUGUGUACAUAUUAGAAAGAAGCAGCAGUAGUAGAAUUACAAUAUAAAGAAUUAGAAUACAAUAUUAAAGGAUAAAAUUAAAACAUUUCAAAUGAAAUGAGUAAUAAGCCAAAUAGUCUGCAAUCCCAUACUACGACACUAGGCUACCACUUCUGUGUUUACAUGGGGACAAUCUUUACAUUUAUUUGCAUACCUGGGGCCGUUCUCAUUACAAACUCAUCUAAUAGUGCAGCUGGCUACGCACAGCCCUCGUGUCAACUUGGAUUGUGCUGUUGCAUGCGCUCACUGUCCUUUCAAAAUAAACCUUCAUUCGCAGAAACAAGAGGGUUAGAGUUAAGUCAACAAUACUACUUAGUCCGCUUGAGGAUCAUGGUCUGGGUUGGAAUCGAUCUGUUGCGUUUAAGUAGGCCACCUUAACUGUGUAUGUAUGGGUUUCACAAGUCAAGUCCCUUGACUAAUGGUUUCUCGUCUGUACGUACUUCAUCACAUCAUCUUCUCUCUAUUCCCCAUUGCAAUAGCUCUGCAUAGUAACAUUCUACACAGUGUACAGGGGGGUUUAAGGGGUCAACGCAGCCUCAUUUUUGCCCCCGCUGCCCCCGAGAAGUUACAUUUUAUUGCUACACCAUGAAAAGGUUUUAGGCUACAAUUAAAUAAAAAAUAUUGCCUGUAGGUUGUAAAUAGUGGAAAGUCACAUAGACACAGUUGUGCAAUGCAAAGGGGUUAGGGCUUUUAAGUUUUUACUUCCGAAUCAAUAUUUAUGUAAAAUGUAGUCUAGCUGUGGAAUUGAAGGCUCAAUGCAGUAUCUGGUCUAGUUCACUGUAAAGUCUUGUUUAUUGAUGACUCUGUCUCUGGCAAGCAAAGUGUUUGCAUAACUAAUAGUUAUUAAACUAAUAGUAAAUCUUGGAUACUAUUUUGGCAUUUCCUUUGGGACGCAGACCCAUUGUAGCUGUAAACCUCCGCGAGUGAUAUUGUAUUGUAGACAUCUGGCUCGAAUAGAGGAGAAAGCUUGCCGGCCUGGCCUUGUUCUCCUGCACAAACAAUGGCUGCAUUCUCUGACCCCCCCCCCCCUCAGAAGGGCAAAAAAAUAAACACACAAAAUCAGCUCACACACUUUCUCUCCUGCUGAUGUUGAUGGCACGCAGCAUCUUCCUCAGCAGCUGUGAGCAGAGCUCUCCUCCCUUACACUCUGACGGAGCUUAAAAGGCUCAUUUAGCCUCUAGAUUGGAAGAUGAAUGAUUCACAAAGGACCUCUUAGGCUGCAAGCGAGGCCCCCCCGCCUCACUCCAAACGUGGCCUGUGUAUACAAGGUGUAAGUCAGUGUCAGUGAUCCCUGCCAUCCACGUGGUAGAAGCACACUCUGCUUGAAUAAGCAGAGCUGGUGGAAUGUCCCCAUGGGGAGCGAGCCCCCCCCCCCCGGAGGCCCACUCUGACUCUCUGCCACAUUCCCAGCGCGUUUGUC